GAUGCUUUUAUCUACAUCUAAGUUGACAUCUUCAAAGUUAGGAAAGUCACUAUUAUAGAGUCCUUAAAGAUCUACUGUUAACUAUCUUUAACAAGAUCUCGAUUCUCCAUCUAGACAAAGAAUUAAGUUAUUAUCUGAUAAAUGGAAUCAUAUCCAAAAUGGAAUAGAUAAGGAUAAAUUAGAAAAGAGAGAAGUUCUUGAAGAAAGAAUUAAAAUAAUAGAAGAUGUUCUUUCAUCAGAGAAACCCAAAGACGAAUAAAGAUUUAAAGUCCUUAAGGAUCAAGUAUUAAAACUUCAAGAUUAAGCUCACAAUGAAAAAUCAGAAAGAGAAGUAUAUAUUUUAAUUUAAUCAGGCUUUUGAUGACAAAAAAGAAAAAGAUUUUAGAACUCUUUCUGAUAAUGUUGCUCUAUCUUUUGAUCAAGAAAGAAAUAGCAGAGGGCAAGCUGAAACAAAACUAUAAAAACAAAUAGACGAAAGAUUCUAAUAAAUUACACUUACAAUUACAAGAAAUACACAUUAAUAUGAAGAUAGAAGUUAAGUUAAAAUUGCAGAGGUAUUGCAAUAAGUUCAAUUAGUAAAAAACUAAUUAGAUUAAGAAAGGAGAUCAAGGUAUUUUUUUUAUUAUUUCUUAUAGAGAAGAAUCAUCAGAAUCUUUAUCUGAAUAAAUCGAUUCAGAAAUUAAUAAAUUUUCAGAUUAAUUGCUAAUUGAAAAGAAAGUAAGAGAAGAAACUUAAGGGAAAAUCUUUAGAAUGAUAGAGGAUGUUCAUGGAAAAUUAUAAUAAGAUAUAAAUCUAGAAAGAAGAGAAAGAGAAGCUACAACUGAAGCUUUAUUAAAAUUAUUAGAGGAUGCAUGCAUUAAAAUAGAUAAAAAUUUUAGAUCCUAUUGAGUU
This is a messenger RNA of Paramecium pentaurelia, 891 nucleotides long. The record is from the annotation of a GenBank genome assembly. Lineage: Eukaryota; Ciliophora; Oligohymenophorea; Peniculida; Parameciidae.